Molecule: messenger RNA, 1040 nt
Organism: Scleropages formosus (Asian bonytongue)
Lineage: Eukaryota; Metazoa; Chordata; Actinopteri; Osteoglossiformes; Osteoglossidae
Exons: 5
Coding region: 1-930 (309 amino acids)
Source: RefSeq, a predicted model, not a curated record
AUGGCCGGCAAACUCACCGCUGCUUCUACCUGUGGAACUUCGCGAGGCCAAAGCUGCCACUCUAAGGUGUUUCCAGGAGCUCCGGGUGCGAAUCGCCUUCAGCCCAAGGUCCAGAGCAGCCACCUCAAGGAAGCUCCGCUGUGGAGCACGGCCAAGACUUCAGUGCUGCUCAGGAGCAGAAGGGUCUUUUGUACCUCGUACCUCGACAAGACACAUCACUUGUGGGAGCAGCUGGAAAACCUGAGCUUGGCCUUCGAGCCAAAAAGUGCAGACACCAAGCCUCAUUUGGAGCGAUUCCCAGUAGCGCAGGCAUCAUACAAGCGGUCGUCUGCUCUAUCUCAUGGGGCCCCACAGAAAAAUGCCUUUCACACCCCUCAAUCAGCGCAGGGGUCUCAGGGCAAACUUCAGGGGUGGAAAGGUGCCGAAGGCCACAGGUCCUGGACCCCUGGGCCGCCACAGUGGUACUCGAGUCCUGUGUCGCGAAUCGGGGAGCUCCCAGAUACAGUCCCUUCUGUAGCACUGAAUGGUCGCCUUGGUCACAGAGAGACCCCCACAGACCCAGAGAUACUCCCUACUGUUCACCACCUUGGCCACAGAGAGACCCCGCACCGUUCAUCUGGAUCACAGAGACGCCACCACAGACCUCAAGAUUCCCCAUAUCAGUCACUGAACGCAUAUGCGACCCCCAGGUCCACUUCUCUCUCCGCGGGCACGUGGAGGCGCUCCAGGCCGGAUAUCUGCUCAUAUUACAAGGCGUCCAUGCUGGAGGACCCUUGGGCUGAGCUCCAGCUCCAACAAGCCCGGACCAAGAGCUCGGCCGAGUCCGCUGUCUCAGAGCGAUUAGGACCGCUCCUCCUGCCGGCAGCUUGGGAGGGGAUGUGGAUGUCACAUCGCUGGACGUGGCGACGACUCGAACUGAAGAAAUGCUAGUCCCAAGGUUUAUAGGUUUCAGAAAUAUCUUUGUUACAUAAUAUUGCCUAAUGUUUUACACAAUACCAUACACUGAUGUAAUCUGUCUAAUUGUCAAUAAAUUGUAAAGC